UUGCACCCACCUCUUAUCCUCUCUCUUCGUUCCUCAUAUCGAGUCAAGACGCUCUUUUUUUUGAUCCCCGCGAUCUACACCUUCUUUUCUGUUAUAUCUCUUGUUCGACCAGGCCAGUCCCGGAUCUUGUUCACUUGUCCUUGUACCACACCGUGUACCAGUAUUGCUGAACAAACAUCCAGUCCUUCCUUCCAAAGCCUGUGCCAACAUUGUAUAACAUCUCCAUCGCUGAGCAUUCUUACUACAACCUCGGAACCAUCACACUCUCUCUCACGGUUACCAGCAGCCUACUUGCAUAUACACAUGUCCAGCUCGUAGCCAGGAGAAGCAGAAGCAUACCAGUGGACCCGACCUGAUCUUUUCUUGUAUCAACCUAUCUACCUGUACCACAACUUGCAAAGAAAGUCGAUAUUUCUUCGACCUCUCAGACUCUCAGACCAUUGCAAUGGAGACUCCAUACCCAAUGGCCGCGCAGCAAAUUCAAUUCUACCAGUAUCGACCAGACUCGGAUGCACGACAUAAUGCCGUGUUCACGCCGAUGCCGAGUGAGCAGCCUGUGUACAGCCCCAUGGCACACUAUCCUCAGCAUUUCAUGCCACCCCAGUACUGGCCGGCACCUCAGUUUGCACGAGGACACUUCCUCCCACAGCACAUGAUGACGCCCAAGGCCUCACCACCAUUGACCCUUUCGAUGCCAAUGCCCAAAAUCGUGUAUGACCACAACGGACAGAUGGAACAUGGACACUACCUGGAGAGCAGGCACUCUUCACCUCCGACCCCAUGUCUGUCAGCUUGUCCCAGUACGGCCAGCAGCCCACCAGCAAGCAGCAUCACACAGACCCCAAUUCACCACAUGCACUCAUCAGGGUAUUUCAAUCUCCCUAUUGAUCAAUCCAAAGAGGAAAUGCAGGCAUUGCCUCUGUUGGACGACUGGCAAGGAGACAAUGGACAAAUUCACAUUUUCCCCAGCCGAGAUGCCAAGAUUCUUCCUAGUUCGGCUCCUGCCACAGUUGCCGUCGUACCUGCCCCAACCAGGAGCCUCAGCAACUGCACUUCUCCGUCUUUGAGUCCCGCGACGCCAACACCAUCACCUCAAUCUCAAUCUCAAUCCCACAUCUCUCCGUCCGUGUACCCCGUCGCAGAGUUUGUCAACCUGAGAGAGCUCACGUCCACGUCCUUUGAGCCUGCCGUCGUCGUCCCCGCACAUGCCCACGGCUUCCCGCCCCUGCCAACCCUCACUGUCGAAGACGAGGAACCCAAGUACGCCCUGCCUCCUUUCACACCCGAGCAUGACAUUCACGAUCCCUUCACGCUGGCCGACAACCCCUCCUUUGACACUUCAUUCUCGACCGAGUUUGAUUCCGAGGACGACUUUGGGUUUGUCAACUUCACCAACGCCGAGAUUGCAUACAACGGUGACAAGAGACAAAAGCUAUCCUUGAGCGAAGAAGAAGACUUUCUCUCUGUCCACAGCUUCGGAUCAUUUGACGAGGAAGAUCUUGCUGCCAACUGCGGACUGCCUUCCCCUCCCGUGUCUUCCUUCUCCGAAUCGGCCUCUUGCUGCUCCAGCAAACAGACCUCGCGCAAGAUGAAACGCUCCGAUUCUCUCCACAGUGAUUUUGAAUUCCAACAUCUGGCCGACGCUGAUGCUCAUCACCACUCCCACGCCGAAGGUCAUCAUGGCACGCCCAAUGGCACCCAGGACCAUCAAGAUUCUCCAGAGGACAAUGCCGUCUCCGCUCAAACAGACGGCAACUCGUCUGCUGCCCACACUCCUGCCACACGCCGCGGCCGCAAACAAUCCUUGACUGAGGACCCUUCAAAGACAUUCGUCUGCACUCUUUGCUCUCGACGCUUCCGUCGUCAGGAACACUUGAAGCGACACUACCGAUCUCUCCACACUCAAGACAAGCCAUUCGAAUGCAAUGAGUGUGGCAAAAAGUUCUCUCGAUCUGACAAUCUCGCUCAGCAUGCUCGCACCCACGGUGCCGGUGCUAUUGUCAUGGGCGUCCUUGAGACCGGUGAGCUUCAGCCUCAUCAAUUCGACGAAGAUGUGGGCCAUGUUCUGUAUGAGGCUGCACAACGUGCUGCCCUGGCCUCUUCCUCCAGCAGUGGUUCUGAAUCAUCUUCUUCAGAGAGCAAGCGUGCCCUCAAGAAACGCAAGCGAGACGAAUCCCUGUAAAUAUCCACUAGUCCCUGCGACUCACGAGACACAAGAUCACGAACUCCAAAAAUAUUUACAGAGAAGAAGCUUGUUAUCACAGACGACGAAAUGAUCCUUACGAAUGAACAAAGACCCUUUGACCAGACCCUAACAAGACUUUUAUUAACCGGGGGGUCCUCUCUGCUGCAACAGCCGUGGCAAAUUUUUCACCAACCAGAUGACAGUUGAUAUUGCAACAGCGCCCUGGCACUCAAAAUGGCUACAUGCUUGGAUGAUGGCACCAAGGUGUUGUGCAUCGCUUGCCGAGCUGGACUGGCGGUCCGGGCUUAAACCUAACGACCGACGUGUAUUCUAUUGCCUUUUUGGGCUACAAUGGUAAUCAUGGAGAUGGGCAUGAGACUGGCUGUACACUCUUGGAUGGACGCUGUUGCUGCAAUUGCUGCUCGAUGGCUGGUGUGGUGCGGAGGAUGGGUGGAAUGAUUUUUCUUCAACUUCUUCCAGAUUGUCUUUUCUUUCUAAACAUUUUUUCCCAUUGAUUUCUGAGAGGGUCAUUUCAACUGUUGUGGAUGAGUGCGCGAGGUAGACGCGAGUGCGAGAGAACAAGCAUAACACACGGGGCACGAAAUUAUCAGAGCGUCAUGUGCCACACUGAGGGCCCGUGUCUGUACCAACCACCCACGCACACUUGCUGUGCCAUGUACUGUACUACUAGAAGACUGCACUAUUAUCAAAAUGCAUCGAGUUUGAAUUAUCA
Exophiala mesophila is the source of this 2918-nucleotide messenger RNA. RefSeq lists its product as uncharacterized. The record is from RefSeq and is a predicted model, not a curated record. Gene Ontology annotation, biological process: regulation of transcription by RNA polymerase II. NCBI's taxonomy places the organism in Eukaryota, Fungi, Ascomycota, Eurotiomycetes, Chaetothyriales, Herpotrichiellaceae. Gene Ontology annotation, cellular component: chromatin. Gene Ontology annotation, molecular function: DNA-binding transcription factor activity, RNA polymerase II-specific; RNA polymerase II cis-regulatory region sequence-specific DNA binding. The transcript is spliced from 2 exons. Bases 446 to 2182 code for a protein of 578 amino acids.